UUACUUGCCCUUUAAUGUCCUGCUGUUGACCCACUGCUGUCCGCUCCUCUCUCUCUCUCUCUCCCUCCCUCUCCCUCCCUCCCCGCUCCAAUCCAAGACCACACAGAUCAGAGAGAAGCCACAGCUCUUUCCUUUCUCUUCACUUCGUUCGUCUCACCGGGUCAGAGUCUAGUUUUGGCCUUUGAGUGAGGUUCAUGAUGAUCGUUGAGGAGCUUGAUUAGGGAGAGACCCGGCAGCAGAUCAAGAGUCUCUGACAGGUGCGCGAUCGGGUGUCCCCUCUGCCGACGACCCACAUGAGAAUUUUGCAUGCAUCGGAGCUGCCUUAGGUUGCUAUUGCAGCUCGAUAAUUGAAUACCGGGAAAUGGAGAGUUAUGCAGUUGAUCAUGUUGUAGAGUCAGAGAGGGUUCCUGAACAAGUUAGCGUCUCCCCUAGUCAACAUGCUCCCUGCAAAUUGGCAAACGCAGUUAAAGUUUUAACCCGGCUUGACUUGGACUUGACCAAUUCUUCGGACAAGUUAUCAAACCUGCAUGUUCUCCUGAUGCACCUAUUGGCAUUGGAUAUUGAUCUAGACCCGACCUUGGAGGGCGAUAGCAAAUACUUCUCUACAGAGUUUGUUGGGAAAACCUUGGAACUUGAGUAUUUGUCUUUUUAUCUAGAUGCUGAGGUAAGAGAGGUGGCCCAUUUCUUGGAUAAUUUACCAGCGGAAAUUGUUGAUGCCCAUAGUAAAAUAUCUUCAUGCAGAGACGUCACAGAAGUGUAUGUUCUUUUGGAAGAGAAGUUACAUAACUGUGAAGAGUCUCUGAAGCAUUCUCAGGACCAAAUCUCUGAGGUUAAUCUGCAUUUAACCAAGUUGCUGGGGGACUUGGAAGCUGUUCGAUAUGAGAACCGAGAAAAGGAGAAGGAUAAGGAUUUAUCAGAAGAUAAUCAAUUGUCAAACAUCGAUUUGAAACACAAAAUGAGGAGAGGUCGAUUACCUAGAUAUGUUUUGAGAAUGCUCGAGAAAUCUCUGGCGAGAGAGGUUGCUCUUGAGAAGAAACUAUCGGGGUCGAGACGAAGCGAGGAGGAUCUGAAGCGAAAGCUUCACUACACUGAACAGGUUACUUUUCACAUGGAAGAAGCGGCUGAAGUAGUCUGGGGGAGAUUUCUCGAGGCAGAAAAUGCUUCUGAAGUCCUUAUGGGCAUCUCAAAGGAUUUAUUGGGUCAGCAUCAGAUAGUUCAAUUCAACCUCAACAGCUUACUCCAACAUGAAGCUAAUUUGAGAUCCCAGCUCGAAGUCUGUCUUGAACAGCUAAGUCACAAAGAUAUUGCUAUACAGAAGCUUGAGAGUAUCAGCAUGGAUUAUCAAGCCAAAAGCUCUGAGGUUCUCUCUCUGAGGGAGAGGCUACGGAAGCUGGAGGAACUUCUUGCAGAGUUGCAUCAUGAGCUUGAGAAUGCUAAUGGAUCGUGUGAAGAGUAUGAGCAGCAACUACACGAGAUGGAGAGUUUCAUGGAGUCGCUUAAGGAAAGCACUGAGGCAGCAGAAAGUAGGGCGGAUGCAGCAGAAGUCAAGGUUACCCAAUUGACUGACACAAAUGUUGAGUUAGCUGAGGAAGUGAACUUUCUCAAGGGCAGCGUGGCAAGCAAGACGGAGAAGGUGAGCAUGCUGGAGAAGCAAGUACGGGACCUCGAGAUACAAUUGCAGAAUAUGAAAGCAUCUUCUGAAGUUGGCCAGGAGCAGCAGAACAUGCUGUACACCGCGAUAUGGGACAUGGAGAAGUUAAUCGAGGAUCUAAAAUCAAAGGUCUUAAAGGCAGAGACCAAGAACGAUACAGUGGAGGAGCAGUGUGUUAUGCUCUCGGAGGCUAACUCUGAACUUGAUGAGGAGGUAAGCCUCCUGAGGGCUAAGAUCGAGAAGCUAGAGACUUGUUUGGAGGAGGCUAAUGAUUCUAAAAGUGACCGUGCAAAGGAAAUUAAUUUGAGGGUCAAGGUUGUCAUGGAUAUGGUGAUGCAACUCGCCUUUGAGCGGGAGCGCAUUCAGAAGCAGCUCUGUUCCUUGGCAAAGGAGAAAAUGUAUUUGGUGGAGAAAUUACGGGAAGCGAAAGGCUAUUCUAUGGUGGUGAUGUCCAGUAAUGGUGACCUUGAAGGGAAAGAGCGUUCAUUUAGUUAUAGGGAUCCAAGCGAUGGCACUAUAUCGGAAGAGACCAUGUCCCCACCAUCUACAAGAGCUGUCCAGGCAGGUGGACGACCGUCCCUUGAAUGAUCCACCUCCUCCUGGCCUUGAACAAGAGCCUUUCACCUCACCAGCAACCAGUCAAGCCAGCAACGUCAAGGCAAGACGCACUAUCCUGUUGUACAUUUCCAUGGCAUUCUUCAUGGCCUUAACCUCAGUUUUGGCCGCAUAUAUGUAUAAGGAAAGUAUUCUGUCCAGCUUCAUGAGUCUAUAUUGAUGAUUCCUUUUUUCCUUUUUUGAGGGUUAUUAGUUUGUCCUUCCACGAGAAAUACCUAAAGGCACCCCGUGCAUAUUUAUUGUAUAUUUGUUUGUAUCAUUGUUCAUUGAUUGAUUGAUAAAUAAAAUAUUUGUCAGCGGCGAGUUUGUUCCAUA
Messenger RNA from Punica granatum (pomegranate), 2581 nucleotides. The record is from RefSeq and is a predicted model, not a curated record. Lineage: Eukaryota; Viridiplantae; Streptophyta; Magnoliopsida; Myrtales; Lythraceae.